AUGAGUACAUUUGGAAGCCCAGGAGGUCGGCAGAUCAAUUCAAAGCCUAUACCGCCGGAGCGCGGUAGCUUUCCCCUUGAUCAUGACGGGGAAUGCAAGGAUGUCAUGAAAAGCUAUCUGGCGUGCAUGAAGAAGGUCAAAGGGUUGAAUGACCCGGAAUGCAGGAAUCUGGCAAAAUCAUAUCUGGCUUGCCGGAUGGAUAGGAAUCUUAUGGCGAAAGACGAGUUCAAGAAUCUGGGAUUCCACGACGACAAACCGGCCGAGGAAGCCAAGAAGGAUGAUGGCGCAGAUAAAGGAGUGAAGGGCGAAAUAAGGUGGUAG
This is a messenger RNA of Amorphotheca resinae ATCC 22711, 321 nucleotides long. RefSeq lists its product as hypothetical. Gene Ontology annotation, biological process: mitochondrial respiratory chain complex IV assembly. The transcript is spliced from 4 exons. Gene Ontology annotation, cellular component: mitochondrial intermembrane space. The record is from RefSeq and is a predicted model, not a curated record. NCBI's taxonomy places the organism in Eukaryota, Fungi, Ascomycota, Leotiomycetes, Helotiales, Amorphothecaceae. Bases 1 to 321 code for a protein of 106 amino acids.